Molecule: messenger RNA, 2882 nt
Organism: Cydia fagiglandana
Lineage: Eukaryota; Metazoa; Arthropoda; Insecta; Lepidoptera; Tortricidae
Exons: 3
Coding region: 1367-2827 (486 amino acids)
Molecular function (GO): nucleic acid binding
Source: RefSeq, a predicted model, not a curated record
GACUGAAAAACCGCAAAAGACCGGUAACCUAAAAUAAAGGUAUCAAUUGAAUAGGUACCCAACAGUAAUGGUACCCGAAUAAAACGGCAAAAUACCAGUACCUAAAAUAAAGGUAUCAAUUGAAUAGGUACCCAACAGUAACGGUACCCGAAUAAAACGGCAAAAUACCAGUACCUAAAAUAAAGGUAUCAAUUGAAUAGGUACCCAACAGUAACGGUACCCGAAUAAAACGGCAAAAUAUCAGUACCUAAAAUAAAAGUAUCAAUUGAAUAGGUACCCAACAGUAAUGGUACCCGAAUAAAACGGAAAAAUACCAGUACAUAAAAUAAAGGUAUCAAUUGAAUAGGUAUCCAACAGUAACGGUACCCGAACAAAUAGAAUUUAACAGGUACCUUUUUGAAACGGUACCGUUAAGGCUAACCGUUUGAAGUAGGUACCCGACCGAAAAACAAACCGCACAAUACGGCUGUUCCAUAUCAAAAGCUAGUAAAUGACAAAUUUCUCAAAAUUUGUUUUUAUGUUAUUUGGACUAGCGUUGAAAAUGCCGGAAAAAUCAAAUGUUUUGUUCGAGAAUUUAUUAAAUUUUCGUUUUUGUCCGUUUGUUUCGGAUUUUUAAAGAAAAAAACCAACCGACUGAUAAGCGUAAUGACACAACUGUGACAACUGAACUGAACUGACACUGACACCGAUCCGAUGUCAAAUGUGACCAGUAUUGAGAAAAAUAACCGAUUGAAACCUGUUUCAGUCGCUUUUUUCGUUUUAUUCGGAAAAAUUGAAGCGGUAAAUCUCAUGGUUUUUUCCGUAAAAAUCCGAAAAAAACGAGCCGUUUGGAAAGAAACGCGAUUUUUCCAGAAAUUUUUAACGCUAAUUUGGACCCACCUAGUAAGUCCUCACCCGAUUACAAAGACACCUGCUCAAAAAUGGGCAUAAAUAACGGAGAUUUUGACACCUUCAAACCUAGUAAGUAGCAUGUGUAGUGACGGUUUAACAAAAUCUAGGAAGGUACUGGUAACAACUUGGUGGUAGAGUCUGACCAGCGAGUCGCUGCACAAGCAUUUUUACAGAAUUCUUCAUAUGGCAACAAUUUUAUCUGUCAAAAGUGUCAAACAACUGUCAAAAUGUUGACAGCUUCUGUUACCAAACAAUAUUGAUAUUUGUGUCACAUUUAUGUGAGUUUUUAUUUGCAAACAUAUGUUUGACCAGCGAGUCGCUGCACAAGCGUUUUUAGAGAAUUCUAUAUAUGGCAAUAAUUUUAGCUGUCAAAAGUGUCAAAAAUAUUGUCAAACGAGUUUACACAUAACCUAGAUUCUCAAAUUCUCAUGUUAGUUCAUUCGUUACGGAAGUUUAUAGUUUAUAUCGUAUUAUAAUGGCUAAACCAAUUAGAAGCAGUGUGAGGAGCAUGUUAUUUAAGAUAAUCUGUAACUAUAAUCAAGUUCGACACGACGAAAAUGAGAGAUUACUAGAAAAGAAGCGAAUAUUGGACGAAAUCAUUCAGGCGACCGCGGGCGUAGAUGACGAAAAUGUUAGAGAAACUAUUCAAAAGCUAGCAAGCGAACUGAAGAAUGUUAUUGAUAAUAACGCAUCAGAAUCAAGUUAUUUAGAGAAAGUGUCUACUAUGACAGGUGCAAGCAUUCGUACACUACGCACAAUUAAAAAAGAGGGUUCUAUUAACCAAGGCCAAUGGAAUACGCCAGGGAAAAAACGACCCCGGCCACCAACUGUGUCAAAUUUAGACAAUUUUGAUGUGUCAGCCAUCCGUAAUAAAAUUAAUGAGUUUUAUUGCGUCAAAAAGCAGGUACCUACUCUAAGAGCCUUACAUGCGGAUUUGAAAGAAUCUAUAGGAUUCUCAGGAUGUUGUGAAACACUGAGGAAAAUACUACACGAGAACGGAUUUGAGUUUAAAAAAAAUAAAGAAGAGCGCUCCAUCCUCAUGGAAAAGUUUGAAAUAUCUGGGUGGAGGCAAAGGUUUCUUAGAGCUAUACAUAAAAAACGGGAAGAAGGAAAAAAUAUUGUGUAUCUUGAUGAGACAUAUGUCCAUCAAAAUUACAGACCGAAGAAGUCAUGGCAAGGGCCUUCAACUUCCGGUUUAGUUGAAAAAAUUUCCUCGGGUAAGCGGCAUAUUAUAGUGCAUGCUGGAUCAGAGCAAGGAUUUGUGCCCAAUGCUUUGCUUGUUUUUAGCACAAAAUCCAAAGCAGCUGACUAUCAUGAUGACAUGAACAGUUCUAAUUUUUUAAAGUGGCUACGAGAAAUGUUAAUCCCAAAUUUGACUGAGCCCAGUGUAAUUGUUAUGGACAAUGCCAGUUACCAUGUAACACAAAUAAAUAAGCCUCCAACCAUGCACAGCUUAAAGGCUGAUAUUCAAAAAUGGCUAAGGGAAAAUAAUAUCCCAUAUGAAGAGUGUUUCAAAAAGGAGGAAUUGAUGUGCCUCGUUGAGGAAAAUAAAAUUGGUCCCAUAUAUGCAGCAGAGGAGUUAUUGAAGCAGCAUGGGCAUGAGGUCCUUAAAUUGCCUCCAUACCAUUGCGAUCUAAACGCUAUUGAGUUGAUAUGGAGCCUCACAAAGCGAAAAAUAGCCAGCAGAAAUGUGGGGCUACCGGGUUCAGAUACGGAAAACUUGAUCCGAGAAUGUUUUGCAAUGAUUACCCCGGAAGAUUGGAAAAAAAGUACAGACCAUGUAAUAAAUGUGGAACGAAAAUACAAGUCUAAGGACAACAUUACAGACACUGAACUAGCUCCAUUCAUAAUAGAAGUUCGGGAAAGUGACAAUGACAGUGAUAGUUCUCUGUCAGGAAUUGAAUUUCUUGAAUCCGAUUUCGAUUAUGAUUCUUAAAUAAAUAGGCACCUUCUUUAUAAACUAACAAUAUUAAAAGUAGAUUGAAACUAAA